Molecule: messenger RNA, 855 nt
Organism: Papaver somniferum (opium poppy)
Lineage: Eukaryota; Viridiplantae; Streptophyta; Magnoliopsida; Ranunculales; Papaveraceae
Exons: 1
Coding region: 1-855 (284 amino acids)
Molecular function (GO): RNA-DNA hybrid ribonuclease activity; nucleic acid binding
Source: RefSeq, a predicted model, not a curated record
AUGGAUAUGACAGAAAUAAGUGAUGAAAUACCCGGAGAAGUUGCGGAAGUCCAGGAGGAAGAACGUUGGAAGAUAUUUUUCGACGGAUCGUCCUACGGCUCUUAUGGAGGAGCAGGGAUAGUAUUUGAGACGCCCAAGAAAGAAUUAUUAUCAUUCGCUUUUAAGCUGGACUUUGAAUGUAGCAACAAUGUCGCAGAGUAUGAAUCUUUGAUUCUUGGGUUACGAAUGGCCGAGGAACUCAAUCUAGGGGCAAUCGACGUCAAGGGAGACUCGAAAUUGGUCACAAACCAAAUAUCGGGUGAUUUUCAGGUAAAAGAGGCACAUUUUGCACCAUACAGAGCGGAAGCUCAAGAACUAAUAGCGAGGAGAGGAAGUACCAUCAUCGAGCAUACUGGAAGAUCCACCAACAAGCAUGCAGACGCAUUGGAUACCUUAGCAUCCAAGCUACAGUUAAACGAAGCCGACGAAGGCACCAGAGUGGUAAAAAUAAGAGCACUACCUAGCACAUGGAAAGAAGAUGCAUCGUUCGAAUUAAAGGAUGAUUGGAGAACAACAUACGUCGAAGAUCUGACUAGAGAGGCGGAAGAUCAGUUGUUGCCCGUUAAAGUGUUGAAACAAUUUGUUGUAAUCCGGGGAGAAUUAUACUUCCGAACUUCCGGAGGCGCUUUAUCACGAUGUGUAGGAAAGCCAGAGGCGCAGGAAAUACUAAAUCGCGUCCAUGAAGAAUCAUGCGGACAAACAGGAGGAAUCCUGUUGUACCGACGGCUACAGAGGAUGGGCGUAUAUUGGCCAAAUAUGGCAGUCCAAGCAGCGGUAGUCCAGGAUAAAUGUGAUGAUUGUCAAGCACCCCCAUAG